CAUAAUAUUUAUUAGUCAGUUUUUCCACCGCUGGCGGUUACUUUGCACUUAAUCGCAAAACGUUUAUAUUUCGCUAAUUAAUAUAUGUAUUUAUGAAAACAUGCGAUUUCGGUUGUGUCCACUGCCCUUUAUGAUGGGGUCAAGAGAAGAGAAUGAAAAAAAGAAAUGUGAGAUGGCGACUGACUUAGACACUGCGCUGGAUUUCGCUGGAGCUGGAAAAUACCAGGUUUUCCAUUGCGCACUCAUGGUGUCCACCCUGGGAGCUUCCAUCCUAGAGAUGAUCGGAUGUUCCUUCUUACUCCCUCUGGCCGCCUGUGAUCUUCAACUAUCUGACCACUUAAGAGGAAUAAUCACUAGUAUACCCAAUAUAGGUAUAAUUCUAACAGCACCAUUAUGGGGUCCCAUAGCAGAUGCGAUGGGCAGAAAACCAGUUCUUAUUGUGUCCACGUUGCUGUCAGGUAUCAUUGGGCUAAUGGCUGCCUUCAUGCCCAACCUUACUUCUUUCGCCUUAUGCAAGUUCGCUGGUUCGUUAUUUUUAUCCUGUCCCUCGUCCUUAGGGUUUGCUUUCGCUGGUGAGUUGAUGCCGAGGAAACGUCGUGACAUGGCCGUGUUAAUCUGCAAUGCAUCGCUGAUGUUAAUAGCCUCUUUAUGUCCCAUACUUGCCUGGAUCGUGUUCACCAUAGACUGGGAACACAACAACAUCUUCAUUAAGCCGUGGCGCAUACUAACCGUAGCCUACGCUGUGCCUCUCAUCCUGUCAGCGUUGUGGAUGACACAGACAAAAGAGAGUCCCAAAUUUCUUAUGAUGAAGAGCAAGGAGAAGGAAGCUUUGAAGGUUUUAGCCCACGUUUAUUCAUUUAAUACGGGAAGGAGGCCAGAUGAAUACAAGGUAACAUCUCUUAAAAAAGAGGACAAUGCCGACCAGGUAGAUGGCGAAGCUAUCAAAGUAGCAAAGACAUCAGCUACUGCUCUGCUAAAGCCCCCACACGUCAAGUGGCUUCUGUUAUUGGGCUUCCUCAUGCUGGGAUUAUUUUCCUUAUUAAAUGGAUUAUUUCUAUUCACUCCACAUACGAUAAAUAAGAUGAUGACGAAAUUACCAAACGAGACCGUGUCCAUUUGUUACUCUUUAAACCAGCCAGACAACGUCACGCACACUGUAACGUGCAUAGACAGUAUUUCGUACGACACAUUUAAAAUAACUGUAAUAACAGCCCUUUUCUACGGCGCUAUAGUGAUGGCAGUGAGUCUCAGUCCACUGUCGAAGAAGACAUUAUUGGUUGGAAUGUAUACACUCGUUUCUGCUGCCUGCGUAGUCAGUGUGAUUACGCGCAAUAGAUUCGUGGCUGGUGUGUCCAUGUCUACUCUGGAACUGACUGCUCUCGGUAUCGGACCUCUCAACGCCUAUGCAGUACAAAUAUUUCCAACAAGUUUAAGAGGUUCAGCUGUUGGUGCCGUGAUGAUGUUUGGGCGUGUGGGUUCGAUGCUCGGCGCGAACAUGGCUGGUAUCUUCCUGGCUCGUGGUUGCGAAUAUACAUUCUACGCGUUUGCUGCUCUUAUUGCCUUAUGUGCAGCGCUGAGCUUCCUACUUCCCAACGACAGCAAACCGGCUUCAAAAUCUGAAAAAACAAGUCUUUGAUACUUGAGAUAAUGUCUAUAUGCUUUGCAAAAUGACAAUAAACCCGUUUAAUAUAGAUUAAACAGCUUAUCUUUUAAGACUCCGAGUCGGCUAUUUAAUUACCUUUGAUGAAAAAUGGUAAUUACUCAUUUUAGUGAUUGAAUUGAAUGGUGAUUUAAGGUAGCAUAUAGUAAGAAACCUUUAAAGCUUCCAAUCGAAUCUAUGGUGAUCUUAAUUACUUAAAUUGUUUACUAUUAAAAAAAGUUAAAAGUUUUUUUUACGAUACUUAUGAUUAUGUAUAUGUGAGUUCUCAUAGUGAUAUUAGUCAAAUUAAAAAAAAAUUGAUUAAUUAUUGCAACAAGUAAUAAAUUUUUCCUCCUAUAAUUAGUUUACCUGAUUGUUUUCCACUCAAUAACUCUUCCUUACUAUAAUCAACCGUAGAGCCUGCCAGGGCAGCCUUUGACAAUUGUUUAUCGAGGCCUAAAUAUUAAACCUUUAUGACUUUGGGUAUCCUGAUUAUAUUUUCUUGUUACAUUUGUAGGAAAUGCUUUUUUAUUAGACAGCUUGUCGGUGCCUGGUUUCCAAUUACUAAAUAAAGAAUGUUGAGUGAAUUAAAUUAAAUUACCUAGGUAGGAAUGUUGUUUAAUAUUGCGCAACAUUUUAGGCACCACAGGAAAGCACUUGCAUUUAUGUUACGUAGCAUUCUCAAAACAUAAAAGAUUAAACUUGCGUUAAGAAUAUUUUUUUAUUAUAUUUAUUUUUUUGAGAAGAAUAUCGACGAUUAUCGAACAUUGACUGAUUAGUUUUGAUGAUUCAUAUUUGAAUAAAUUUAAUUGCAACUCAUAAUUUGUACUGUUUUUGGUUAAGCUUUAAUAAUGUAUAAAGAAAAAUAGUAAUCGUAAUUAUAAUUAAUAAACAAAUUUACAUAAAACUAUGUAACUUCUCUUGGGACAGUUAACUCAAGUUUUUUAUAUUUUGAAAUAAAGCAUUAAAUCUU
Molecule: messenger RNA, 2612 nt
Organism: Pieris napi
Lineage: Eukaryota; Metazoa; Arthropoda; Insecta; Lepidoptera; Pieridae
Product: organic cation/carnitine transporter 7-like
Exons: 12
Coding region: 101-1636 (511 amino acids)
Biological process (GO): transmembrane transport
Molecular function (GO): transmembrane transporter activity
Source: RefSeq, a predicted model, not a curated record